This is a messenger RNA of Scutellospora calospora, 342 nucleotides long. Lineage: Eukaryota; Fungi; Glomeromycota; Glomeromycetes; Diversisporales; Gigasporaceae. The record is from the annotation of a GenBank genome assembly.
AGGACUUGACAGGGUUCGUGGAAGGCUGAGCACUGAAGAGGAAAACUUCACAAAACAUUGCCCAAUUUUUGUGGGAAGAAAUAAUACUGCGCCAUGGAUGUUUCGCAGAACUGCGAAUGGAAAGGCGGAAAGGGCGGUUCAAAAGUUAACUAGGAUUUUAAGAAAGGUUUGUUCUGAGAAACAGAAUAAAUGGCAUGAAUACUUGCAUAAGGCACUUUGGGCCAUAAACAUUACUGUCAAUGAUUUGGGGUAUUCGCCUUUCCAGUUAGUUUAUGGUCGUGAUGCUGUGACACCCAUAGAAUUAACAUUGGAAAGUUAUCAGGUUAUAAUAGCAAAGGAUAG